Molecule: messenger RNA, 864 nt
Organism: Oldenlandia corymbosa var. corymbosa
Lineage: Eukaryota; Viridiplantae; Streptophyta; Magnoliopsida; Gentianales; Rubiaceae
Source: the annotation of a GenBank genome assembly
GUUUGAUUCCCUUUGGAUUAGUACCACUAAUUUGGAAACAAAAUUUUGUCAUUUUGGCAAAUCCCUGAACAGUAUAAAAAGCAAUCACGCAAGAGAUUCAGUAUCCAAGAAACAGAAAGGGGAAAAAAAAAGAAAGAAAAAAAGAUGAAGAACUUUAGCCUGAGAGUUUCUGUUUUGUUUGGGUUGAUGCUUCUGUUAAGUUUCAAUUUUUCUCAGGCUGCAGGAAGGAUCCAAGCUUGCAACCCAAGCGGGACGAUAACCGGGAUAACUCCGCCUCCAGGGAAAUGCAACCAAGAGCAUGACUCGGAUUGUUGCAAGAAAGGACAGAAGUACAAAACUUACACCUGUUCUCCAUCAAUAAGCUCGCAAACCAGGGCGACUCUUACCAUAAACAGCUUCGAGAAGAACGGAGAUGGUGGCGGCCCGUCCGAGUGCGACGGCCACUACCACUCGGACAGCACGCCGAUCGUCGCGCUCUCCACGGGGUGGUACAACGGCGGGAGCCGGUGUUUCAACAACAUUACUAUCCGUUACAAAGGCCGGAGCGUGAGGGCGAUGGUCGUCGACGAAUGCGACUCGACUAUGGGGUGCGACGACGAUCAUGACUACCAGCCUCCGUGUCCUAAUAACAUUGUGGAUGGAUCUAAAGCUGUGUGGGCAGCCUUGGGCAUCUCUGAUCCUGAUGAUGUUGGUUCCCUUGACAUCACUUGGUCCCAGGACUAAAGAUUUGUAUGUGCACGAUCAUUUACUUACUCUUCAGAUCUAUUGUAAUGUAAAAUAUCAAUCUAUUGUAUGUAUACGUUUGUAAACAAUCUAAAGUAUGUAUUUUGUCAAAAAACUACAGCAAUAAAGCAAAAACCAUUG